This is a messenger RNA of Xenopus laevis (African clawed frog), 4702 nucleotides long. It is a transcript of the gene epha2.S, whose product is annotated as ephrin receptor EphA2 (tyrosine kinase family)-like. The record is from RefSeq and is a predicted model, not a curated record. The transcript has 16 exons. Gene Ontology annotation, molecular function: kinase activity; nucleotide binding; ATP binding. Lineage: Eukaryota; Metazoa; Chordata; Amphibia; Anura; Pipidae. The coding region runs from base 200 to 3244 and encodes 1014 amino acids. Gene Ontology annotation, cellular component: membrane; dendrite; plasma membrane. Gene Ontology annotation, biological process: axon guidance; ephrin receptor signaling pathway; animal gross anatomical part developmental process.
UGGCCGCUCAAUCUGGGAGUAAAGUGCAGAACGGGAGCUGCCAGUUGGGAGUUGGCAGUUGGGGAGAUACACGAGACAGCGCUGAUCUGUCGCUGAAACUGGGACUUUCCUGGGACUGAGAGGAGGAACUGGGACUGGCACCGACCCAGCGCAAAUCCCCCGGGACUAGAGACCGACGCUCCGACCGCAGAGGAAACCAAUGGGAAUGAUCAUGAGAGCGGAGCGGAUUGUGCCCUUAUUGAGCCUCCUCCUGAGCAAUCUCUUUACUGCCCUACACACCAAAGAGGUUGUGUUGCUGGACUUUGAGAAGACUCAAGGAGAACUUGGCUGGCUCACCCAUCCAUAUGGCAAAGGGUGGGACCUGCUGCAGAACGUGAUGAACGGCAGUCUGAUCUACAUCUACUCGGUGUGCAGUGUGCAGGAGGGGGAGCAGGACAACUGGCUGCGCACCAAUUGGAUCUACCGUAGCGAGGCGCAGCGCAUCUUUGUGGAGCUGAAGUUCACGGUGAGAGACUGCAACAGCUUCCCCGGGGGCUCGGGCACCUGUAAGGAAACCUUCAACCUGUACUACAUGGAGUCCGACAUCGAUUACGGCACCAACUUCCAGAAGCGCCAGUUCCGCAAGAUCGACACCGUCGCCCCAGAUGACAUCACAGUGCCGUCCGACUUUACCUCGCGCAACGUGAAAGUGAACGUGGAAGUGCGCUCCGUGGGGCCCCUCAGUCGCAAAGGCUUUUACCUGGCGUUUCAAGACAUCGGGGCUUGCGUGGCGCUGCUUUCCGUGCGUAUUUACUACAAGAAAUGCCCGUCUGUGGUGCAGGGGAUGGCGCAGUUUCCAGAGACAGUUGCUGGCGCCGACUCUCAGUCCUUGGCGAAGGUUUCGGGGAAGUGCAUGAAUAACGCUGUGUCAGUCAACGGAGAAGAUCCCACAAUGCACUGCAACACGGACGGAGAGUGGCUGGUUCCCAUUGGCCACUGCUUGUGCCAACCUGGCUAUGAGAAAGUGGGAGACACUUGCCAAGCUUGCCAGCCGGGGUUCUUCAAGUCAGAAACCUCCAACGGACCCUGCCUGCCCUGCCCGGAUCAUACAGAACCCACCAGCCCGGCCGCCACUUUCUGCCCCUGCAACGAUGGAUUCUUCCGCUCCACCUCUGACCUCAGCUCUGCCCCUUGCACCGGUUUCCCAUCUGCCCCCCGUGACCUCACUGCCGUUGACUUGGGCUCAAAGGUGACGCUGCGCUGGUUGCCCCCCAGUAACUCCGGGGGCCGCAGUGACAUCACAUACACAGUAACGUGUGAGAAGUGUGUGCCAGAGGCCAGCGAGUGCACCCCCUGUGAUAGCAACAGUAUCCGUUAUUCCGAAAACCCUCGGGAACUGAAAGGCACCACCCUCGCCAUCAUGGAACUAGAGCCUCAUCUCAACUACUCCUUCACUGUAGAGGCACGGAAUGGAGUUUCUGGUUCCGGUUCCAGCCGCAGUUACGCAACUCUGAGGAUCAGCUUGAACCAAACUGAACCCCCAAAAGUCACCUUCAUAAACCUGGAUAACCAGGCGACCAACUCCCUCAGCCUGUCCUGGUCGGUGCCUCCUCGCCAGCAGACCCGCAUCUGGAAGUACGAAGUCACCUACAGUAAGAAGCACGAUGCCAACAGUUACUCGGUGCAGCGGUGCGAGGGCAACACCGUCACGCUCUUGAAACUCGCCCCAGGGACCACCUAUGUUGUCCGGGUGCAGACGCUGACGCAAGAGGGAGUCGGGGUUUACAGCAGGGACUAUGAGUUUCAUACUCUGGCUGGUGAGGAAACCUCAAACAACGCCGCUGCUAUUGGUGGUGCCAUAGCCGGGGCCAUUUUAAUCGUCAUCUUUGUGGCCGUCAUUAUCUUCAUGCACAGGAGCCGGAGGAACCCCAAUACCCGCCAGAGUGAAGAGGACAUCUACUUCUCCAAACCUGAGCAACUGAAACCCCUCAAGACCUACGUGGACCCCCAUACGUACGAAGAUCCCAACAAGGCCGUGCUGAAGUUCACCACCGAGAUUUCAGCCAACUCCAUCACGCGCCAGAAAGUAAUCGGAGCAGGUGAAUUUGGGGAGGUGUAUAAGGGAAUCCUGAAGCUGCCGGGGAAGAAAGAAGCCCCAGUUGCAGUUAAAACCCUAAAGGCCGGCUACACGGAGAAGCAGCGCGUUGACUUCCUGAGCGAGGCGAGCAUCAUGGGACAGUUCUGCCAUCAUAACAUUAUCCGCCUGGAGGGGGUGGUGUCCAAAAGUAAGAAACUCCUCCCAUUUCCCUUUUUUGCUUUAUGGCUUUCUCUGUAUAUCCCCCUCUCUUUUUCUGACCGACCCCCUCACAUGUGCUCUCCCCCCGCAGAUAAGACAAUGAUGAUUGUUACUGAACACAUGGAGAACGGAGCCUUAGACAAGUUCUUAAAGGAUAAUGAUGGCGAGUUUAGCCCCAUCCAGCUGGUGGGAAUGCUCCGAGGUAUCGCCGCCGGUAUGAAGUAUCUCUCGGAGAUGAACUACGUGCACCGCGAUCUGGCGGCUCGCAACAUUCUGGUGAACAGUCAACUGGUGUGCAAAGUGUCUGAUUUUGGGCUCUCUCGAGUGCUGGAGGAUGACCCCGAGGCUACUUAUACAACUAGUGGUGGAAAGAUCCCAAUCCGUUGGACGGCCCCUGAAGCCAUCUCUUACCGGAAGUUCACCUCCGCCAGUGACGUGUGGAGCUACGGAAUCGUCAUGUGGGAAGUGAUGUCAUACGGGGAGCGGCCUUACUGGGAAAUGUCCAAUCAAGAGGUCAUGAAGGCCAUUAACGAGGGUUUCCGACUCCCGGCCCCCAUGGACUGCCCGUCGGCCAUUUACCAACUAAUGAUGCAAUGCUGGCAGCAGGAGCGCAACCGCCGGCCCAAGUUCCCCGAUAUCGUCAGUAUUCUGGACAAGCUGAUCCGAGCCCCCGACUCUCUCAAGACAUUGGCUGAUUUUGACCCAAGGAUCUCCAUUCGUCUGCCCAGCACCAGCGGGUCGGAAGGAAUGCCAUUCAGAACCAUCAGCGAGUGGUUGGACUCCAUUAAGAUGCAGCAGUACACCGAGUGCUUCAUUGCCUCCCCCUAUAACUCAAUGGAUAAGAUCAUCCUCAUGAACCAGGAAGACAUCAAGCACCUGGGCAUCCGGCAGACAGGGCACCAGAAACGCAUCGCAUUUAGUAUCCUGGGACUGAAGGAACACGCCAGCACUAUGGGCAUCCCCAUCUGAGGACCAAUGAGAAGCAUCUGUGCUUGUAACCAUAGCAAUAUCCUCUGUCUGAGGACCCAUAGGCCACGUCUAUAUUGCCUUGGCACUAUAAAGGCCAGCAGGGAGUCCUUGACUGAGGCUUUUAAUAUAGGCUUCUCCCCCUGCUGAUGUGUGCACAUGGAUUCUUCCACCUGUGGUGCUUGGGGGGUUCAAUGCACUUUCUAAACACACAGGGGGGGGUGUGAAUAAAGUGCCAGUGGUGGGUCCUGGUGAUGCCCCAUGUCGGACUGAUGCUGCUAAAUAACAUCUCACUAUUGGGAGGGACAAGUGUCCGGCGUAUGGUUGAGAAAUACAAAGCAAUGAACCAUUUCACGAGCUGCUUUCUCAUUGGCCACAAGCAGCGCCUUUGCUGGACUUGGCAGAGCACUUUGUGUUUAUACAUACGGAGAUUAAUGAAGCGACCCCCCCCCCUAAUUCAGGACUCCCAGAUACCCUGGGACUCGGAGCUGUGGGAGACAUGAAACAUCUGGCUGGGGGGGGGUGAUAAAUUUCAGGACAUUUCCAGUAAAUCCUGAACUUGGCCGCGGUGCAGUCGCUCAUUGUCCUUUUUUAUUGUAUUCAUAGACUUUUUACUGUUUUCAGAUUUAUUUUAACCUCGGUACCAGAAUGGCAAUGGCGGCACUCGCUGCAGGUGCUGAGCCCCCAACAGCCAAUAGGAAUCUGAAUUCCGCCCCUCUCCUGACUGCCCAAUUUAUAGCAUUUGAAAUUAAAUGUACAUUCUGUCAUUUUAACUAUAGUUUACAUUUUGUUUUGUAGCUUUCGAGUUGCCAGGGACACUGGCCUUAGCAACAAAACGGUCAUUAUUUUUUUUAAAUACAUAUUCAAAUAUAAAGACCAAAUGCAAAGCUGCUUAGAUGACUCUUAUCUAAUUGGGCUUCCUAGAUCAUGAACAGAGAAAUUCAACCAAUCGGCCGUUACACUGCAGCUCCCUGCAUCAAGGAUUCUGGGAAAUGUAGUUUAAACAUUGCGCUUCCCUGCUUAGUUUACACAGUUGGCUAAAGAGGCUCUGUUGGCUGCAGAAUUAGAUCUCCCAGAAUCUGCUCUGCCAAAUAAUCUGGCUGGGGUUGCUGGGAAAUGUAGUUCCACCAUAACUGGAGGUUUCCUGUAUUUCCGUUAUAUUUUGCAUCAAGUUGAACACAAGGUUUUAGAGGCUUUUAACAGCGUUUAGUUAUCUGUCCUUAAUAAUUUGAUUUCUUCUCUAUAUUUUCAAGUGCCUUGUUACUCGCCCGGGAGUUUCCUCAUUGUACCCCCCAAUUUCCCCUCUAAUUUAUUUCUGUGCCUUUCUCUAUGUAGAGCGGGGCCUCGCUCAGUGUUAUUAUUCUUCUAUAUGCCAUAAUUAUUUAUUUUUUUAUAUUUAUUGAUAAAGUGUCGGCUGUCAGUUUCUCCAAAAUAAACCCGCACAUUAGUUUUUCAGAGAAA